CUUUUUUAUUUUAUUUUUAUUUUUUUAUUUUAUUACUUUGACCAUUUUCUACACUUUAUCUAUCUAUUUAAUUUAAACUUAUCAUGACCAUCUGUUUAACUAGCUUGUCAUCCUCUUCUCAGCAUAUACCCGCAUCAUCAUCGUCAUCCUCCUCAUCAUCCAUUGAUAUCAACAGACGCACUUUACAAAUACGUCAAUUACUUCAAGACACAAACAUUGACACUCUAUUUGAUUGUUUAAUUGCACUUCAUCAAGAUUGCCUCGCCCUCAGUCCCAAACAUCAUGAAUAUAUUACCAGUUUCCUCCAUCGGUACGAUUCACUAUGCAAACAAGUCACCAGUUUGCGCAUUAAUAAGCAAGACUUUGAAAUCAUCAAACCACUCGCCAAGGGCCAGUUCGGAACCGUGUCCGUGGUUCGGAGUAAAAUUGACAAUCACAUUUAUGCCAUGAAAGUCCUCAACAAAGAUCAUAUUCUUAAACAACAUGAACGCACAUUUUCCAUGGAAGAACGAGCCGUGUUAUCCCAUCCGAAAAGCAAUCAUUGGAUACCCGCAUUGCAUGCGGCUUUCCAAGACAACGAGAAUUUAUACCUUGUCAUGGAGUACGCUGGUGGAGGGGAUUUGUUUAGUGUACUAGAUCGACAAGAAAAUCUAUGUCUAACAGAAGAUGAAGCUCGGUUCUACAUUGCUGAAAUCAUUCUUGCUAUCCAUUCACUUCACAACCUUGGCUAUCUGCAUCGUGAUAUCAAGCCGCAAAACAUUCUGAUCGAUACCACAGGUCACGUCAAACUGGCCGAUUUCGGUUCAUGUAUCCAUCUUGACCAAAGUAGCAAGGUACCUCCCACAGCUGCCGUCGGUACAUGCGAUUACAUUUCACCAGAAGUGCUUCAAGCCGGUGAAGGCAACAUCACCUAUGGCACCGAAGUGGAUUGGUGGUCGGUGGGCAUCAUAUUGUACGAGAUGUUACAAGAACUACCCCCCUUUUACAGUCCAAGUGAAAACGAGACGUAUCGGAAAAUUCUUUUCCAUGAAACUUCCUGGUCCUUUAACGACGAUAUCCCCAUUUCUGACGAUGCCAAGGACUUGAUCCGCAGAUUCCUCACCAAGAAAGAAACCCGUCUGGGAAACAAUGGUUUGACAGAAAUACAAGCCCACCCAUUUUUCAAAGGAAUUGAUUGGGCCAACCUUCGUCACACCACCCCUCCAUUUAAGCCUGUCCUAGCGUCCCCGGACGACACUUCCAAUUUUUCCACGCACGAUGAACAAGGUCCCACGGCGUUCAGUACGGAUUCAGGCGUGUCUACGGAUCACGGUGGCAUGGAAUCGUUUGAAGGUCGCAAUUUACCCUUUAUCGGGUACACCUAUUCCGCUGCGGUGCAACGUUGGAUGGCCGAUCAUCCCGGUCAGCAUGAUGAACUACAGCAACGUCUGGAACAAUUGCAAAAGACCAUUGACGAGCAGAAAGAACUGCUUCAAUUGCAACCUGCGGUGGACAGUCGACAGCAAUCAACUCAGCAUUGGCAAAACCUGAUAGACCGGUUACAGCGUGUGAAUGGAGAGCUCCAAAGGGACAUUGAGCAGGAACAGCAAAAAGCCGCUCAGCAGCAGGAAUUGUGCCAAAACAAAGACGCUGAAAUCGCCCAGCUUCAAAAAGCACUACAAGACAUGCGACAAGAUAAAGAGCACUGGUUAUCAAAAAUUAAUCAAAUGCAGAAAGAACUGGAUGCUGUUUGCCACAUACCGAAUCUGGAAGUGAAAAUGCACCAAGAGACAUCCAAAUGCGCGCUUUUGGAACAUCAACUUACUGUGGAACAGCAGCGAAGUGAGGCUUUAUCCGACGAGUUACACGAGCUCAAACACCGACAAGACGCUCAACAAAAGACCAUUGACCACUACAAAAGCGAGAUUCAAGCCUACAAGGACGAGUUGCGUUCAUGUCGAGAUAAUCACGUCGAAAAACCCCAGAAUCAGUUACCUGAAGCGACUUGCGUUCCCAGAAUCGACUCUGCUACGACGACGUCUGAAACAUUCGAGUGCAUGACCCCAGCUAGUGACGCUUCUCCGGAAACCCAGCGCAGUCUUCUUUUGACAAUGUGGAAACGGGAUCAAGAGAAAAUCCGAUUGAUGCACCAAGAAAUCAUAGAGUAUCAAACGGAACUGGGCAAAGUCCGGCGUGAAAUGGCGAUUCUCAAAAAGAAACGGUCCAGAUCACGAGCGUCGAUAAAAAAAGCGACAAAUCCAUCCGCCGUGAACACUUUAUUGGCGGAUCAAAAGGAUGUUGCAAGUUCAAGCAGCAAUAUCAAUGAAUUAUUCACCAACGACGAUGAUCCUUCCAGUCGAAACCAUCCAUCACCGCAAGUGUUACAUAUUGCUGCAACGCCCAUUCCCAGCAAAGGCGAUUUUGAGAUGUAUCACGUCGACUUGCGCGACGGAAAAUUGAACGCUUAUCAGCCCUCUCGCAUGGGAAAGGGUUCAGAACCUGAUCUGACCAUUGAUCUUGGAGCGCCGUUGGUGGUGAUUCAGGAAGCGCAAGAAAACACGUGGGGCUUUUCAAAUGACGCUUCCGCCGAUGCAGACAAGUCACUAGUUAUCCGCACCGCAGCCUCAAAGCCAACAAGGAUGGAACCGUGUCAAGCAUUCAAACGACCGGCGAAUCCGUACCAGCUGUUGAGAGCGGAGCAGCAAGCACGUGUGGACCGUAUUGACGAUCAACUCCAACUGGAAGAAAAGUACAUGGAAGGCGCUAAACGGACAUUGGAGGCGCGAGCUAAAUUAAUAUCGGGCUUCAAAGCGAUUGGGAUGCCGGCAUCGACGAAUGCAAAGCAGCAAAAACAAAUUCGAAAGGACCUCGAGCAUGCGAUCAUUCAAGCGAAUGGAAAAAUCCAGCGACUCUUGACGGAGAAGCGGCAACUGCUGGAACGAGCCGGUGGUGACCAAGGAGCGUCGACCAUCCAGAUGAAGGAGAUUCAAGGACACACGUUCCAAUUGAUGAGCGGAGAUGCUCCAUCCCACUGCGGAAGCUGUCAUGACCGACUGUCGCCACAGUCUCCAGGCUGGAUCUGCCAGCAAUGUCACUAUCAAUGUCAUGCUGCAUGUGCGUCCAAAGUUGACAUGUCCUGCCAAGAGUAUCAACACGUCAUGCAGACACUGCCUUACUAUUUGAAACUCAAAGACGUUGACCAGAAACAAACAUGGUACCGACGUCUUUUACAGGAAAAAACCAUCGCCACUUCUUUAUCCUCUCCAAUUUCCCUCAGCGAAAUAAAGAAACGACAUUUGAAUACUUGAAAUACGUAUAGAUAUUAAAAUCAGACAAAAAAGAAACAUGUAUACAGAGGAACGGCAAGUAAAACGAAAGGUUAUCCAAAUAGGGUAAUAAAGAG
Radiomyces spectabilis is the source of this 3382-nucleotide messenger RNA. Its product is annotated as kinase-like domain-containing protein. The record is from RefSeq and is a predicted model, not a curated record. Bases 84 to 3287 code for a protein of 1067 amino acids. NCBI's taxonomy places the organism in Eukaryota, Fungi, Mucoromycota, Mucoromycetes, Mucorales, Radiomycetaceae. Gene Ontology annotation, cellular component: cytoplasm; cytoskeleton. The transcript has 10 exons. Gene Ontology annotation, biological process: peptidyl-threonine phosphorylation; actomyosin structure organization. Gene Ontology annotation, molecular function: protein serine/threonine kinase activity; ATP binding.